GUGGCAUUCGUGAACGCAAAUAGGUCGUCGCGUUUACCUUUUUCUUUUUCACAUGUGUCGGUUUACCAUCUGUCUGUUUAGUCCAGAUCAGCGUUGUCAAGUCCCACACAAUCCGCUCGAAAACGAAUGGAAUUUUAAUCAAAACAGCCGUUUUAUUUAAUUGUUGAUAGUGCAGAAAUAGUGUUUUCAUGUAUAACAAAUAUUAGAAAUUCCCAAAGACCGGAAGAAAAACCCGUUUUAACUUUCAGCAAAACCCAGUCUGGUUAACUGGCAACGCCGCAACAGCUGUCGCUCAGUGUCAAAUUGCGUUGUUGUGUUUACGUUUUGCCAUGGUAUUAGUGAAGCCUGAAGAUUAUUUGGGUGAUCAUCCGGACCCAGUCCUCCUCAAAUAUAAAGACAAAACUCCCAGAAAUGUCCUGACAUUUUCCGACGGCGUUUUGGAGGAGUACAGCAGCGAUGAGGAGGAGAAAACACCUUCUGCCCUCAGCCCGAGCAUCGUGGAUCCGAGCACACUAACUUGGGGCCCCUGGAUGCUCUACAAGACUUGGGCAGCCGGAUACACUACGCUCUCUUUCAUUGAUUAUAUAGGCGAAGCUCUGGCUUCCUUCUUCGGCAUUACCACUCCAAGAUACUACUUCGAGCUGGAAGAAUACAAGCGGCGCAAGGCCGAAGAGGAGCGGGAGGCAGAAAAAGCUAAAGGGUGGACAGGCGAGAAUACUGAGGUGGUUGAAGUCCAGCUGACGGCAGUGAAUGAACUGCCUAGUCAACCCAAUGUAGGCGUUUAACUAGUGGAUUUUUCAUAUUCUCUAAAUUAGCUAUUUAUAAAUUUGUAACGAUUUCAUACUAUCUAACUUUCAGUUUCCUUAAGUGUUAAUAACCCAUGAACAAUUAAAAGAAGUAAAAAAUCUGAA
Molecule: messenger RNA, 911 nt
Organism: Dendroctonus ponderosae (mountain pine beetle)
Lineage: Eukaryota; Metazoa; Arthropoda; Insecta; Coleoptera; Curculionidae
Product: protein FAM177A1
Exons: 3
Coding region: 330-785 (151 amino acids)
Source: RefSeq, a predicted model, not a curated record